This is a messenger RNA of Lodderomyces orthopsilosis Co 90-125, 543 nucleotides long. RefSeq lists its product as uncharacterized. Lineage: Eukaryota; Fungi; Ascomycota; Pichiomycetes; Serinales; Debaryomycetaceae. Bases 1 to 543 code for a protein of 180 amino acids. The transcript has a single exon. The record is from RefSeq and is a predicted model, not a curated record. Gene Ontology annotation, cellular component: membrane; endomembrane system.
AUGGUACGAGAAAACUUCAGUGUCCUUGACAUAGUCCGUAUAGUGGGCGGUAUUUUAUUCUUCAACGCUUUGUUAUCAUACUGGUUUACAUCCAGUGCAACAUGGGGGUAUCACGGUAAAUAUAUCGAUUGGAGGUUUUGGCGCCACACGAUAUUAGAACGGGAAUUACAUCUUAGUUUGAACGAACUAUCUUCUUACACUGGCGAAGACAAUGGACGAAUACUCCUCGCAAUCAAUGGCAGCAUGUAUGAUGUAACAUCCAAUAGAGCUGUCUAUGGUCCUAAAGGAUCAUAUCAUAAUUUAGUUGGCAAAGAUGCGGCUCGAGUCUUUGUCACGGGAUGUUUUAUGAAACCAGACGAGUACACUUAUGAUUUAAGAGGGUUGGAUAAAGAGGAAUGUGAAAAGGAUAUUGUGGGAUGGCAGCGGUUUUUCCGAACCCAUCGAGAUUAUUGGUACGUGGGGAAUGUUGAGUUGACUUUUGAUUUUAUCAAAGAGGAUCCACCAAGCCCGUGCACGCAUAUGAAAUUCCCCGGACGCUCAUAA